Messenger RNA from Fundulus heteroclitus (mummichog), 486 nucleotides. Its product is annotated as protein kinase C epsilon type-like. The coding region runs from base 22 to 486 and encodes 154 amino acids. The transcript has a single exon. The record is from RefSeq and is a predicted model, not a curated record. Lineage: Eukaryota; Metazoa; Chordata; Actinopteri; Cyprinodontiformes; Fundulidae.
CGGGUCUCCCUCUCCGGCGCCAUGGUGGUCUUCAACGGGCAGCUGAAGAUCAGGAUCCGCGAGGCGCUGGACCUGAAGCCCACGGCUUGGUCCCUGCGUCACGCCGUGGGUCCGAAGACCCAGACCUUCCUGCUGGACACGUACAUCGCGCUGAACGUGGACGACUCGCGCGUGGGUCAGACCUCCACCAAGCAGAGGACCAACAGCCCCACGUGGAACGACGAGUUCACCACGGAGGUCAUCGGCGGCCGGAGGAUAGAGCUGUCCGUCUUCCACGACGCCCCGAUCGGCUACGACGACUUCGUGGCCAACUGCAUCAUCCAGUUCGAGGACAUCCUGCACAGCGGCAAGAAGCACUACGAGGACUGGGUGAGUCUGACCCACGGGUACCCACUGUGGGAGAGCUGCACACACCAAGACACACAGACAAAUGUCAUAUAUGUGUCAGUUAAGCCAUUGCUCCCCCAUCCCCACCAACCCACUUAA